GGUGUAUUUCACUCGCCCUCCCUUCUCUCUCUGCUGAGAGACAAGAGUCACUGGAAGGGAGGGCAAACAACAGACAGCAGCAAUGCUCAACUGCUUGGUGACCCUGCUGGGAAUAUUCAUCUGUGUUCCCCUUCUCCUGUUCAUGGCAGCUCCCUACAUCAGGAGGUACAUAGCAGGAGGGGUGUGUAAGUCAACAGCUAAGCUGAAUGGGAAGGUGGUGGUAAUCACGGGAGCCAACACAGGCAUUGGAAAGGAGACAGCCAGAGAUCUCGCACAAAGAGGUGCCAGGGUGAUCAUUGCCUGCAGAGACAUGGCAAAGGGGGAAGCAGCAGCCUGUGAGAUCCGAGCAGAGACAGGGAAUCAACAAGUAAUUGUGAAGAAGCUGGAUCUGGCAGAUACCAAAUCUAUCCGAGAGUUUGCUGAGAACUUCCUAGCAGAGGAGAAGGAGCUACAUAUCCUCAUUAACAAUGCAGGUGUGAUGCUGUGCCCUUACUCAAAGACGGCUGAUGGCUUUGAGAUACAUCUGGGAGUCAAUCACCUUGGUCACUUCCUCUUGACCUUCCUGCUGUUGGAGUGCCUGAAGCAGUCGGCCCCAGCCCGCAUAGUGAAUGUGUCCUCACUGGCUCAUCAUGGAGGCAGGAUCCGCUUCCAUGACCUCCAGGGUGAGAAGUGCUACAACUGGGGCCUUGCGUAUUGUCACAGUAAAUUGGCCAAUGUACUCUUCACCCGGGAGCUGGCUAGACGCCUUCAAGGCACUGGAGUCACUGCAAACUCGCUGCACCCCGGCUCUGUUAAUUCCAGAUUGGGCCGGCACUCGAUUCUAUUGACCCUGUUGUGGAAGACAUUUUCUUUCUUCUUGAAGACUCCACGCGAAGGAGCCCAGACCAGCGUAUACUGUGCAGUGGCUGAGGAGCUGGAGUCUGUGACUGGACAGUAUUUCAGCCCUCCUACACCUUCUGCUGUCAGCUUGGAAAACUGCCUUCAAGCCACUGGCUCCUCAGACAACCAUGCUGAAGAACUUGACUGCCGGCCAGCCUAUGUUUCCCCUCAGGGCCGGAACGAUGAGCUGGCAAAGAAGUUGUGGAAUGUCAGUUGCGAGCUGCUGGGCAUCCAGUGGGACUGAACUGUCAAAACCCCUGAUCUCUAGCUGGAUGGGCCUGGAUUUGAUGAUCUUAAGGAGCAUUUUGCUUGGGUAGAGGAACACAAGCAACCAUGCACCCUGCCUGGGACUUGCAGCGGCUCUACCAGUGAUUUUAUAGACACAAUUGCCCUUAAACUUCUGAGAUACCUUAUGUUUUAAAAGAAAAGGUGAGAUUAUUGCCCCACUCAUCCCUCUUUCCUAACUGGAGGCUCAGGGCAAAGUGCAGUGACUCAGGGCUUAUCCUUUCCCCACCCCGCCUUCCAUUCCACAACACAUUCUUCCCCCGGUUCCCCAAUAGAAAUGGAGGCUUUAGGUCAGUUAGGUUUCUGUACAAGUCAAUUUAGAAAUUUUGCUUUAUGCUUAUGGAAGAGUCUUUAUGCAGCAGUAGUAACCAGACUGGUUGAGAGUUUCCUUCAAUAUAUGCUCCACUGAGUCACUUGUCUCUGCUCCACUGCUUGGAAGGGGAUCCUAAAGCUGCAGCAACCCCCAGCUUAAAGGAGCAAGUCUUAAGUGAUCCAAGUGCUGAGGCCCCUCAGGAUUGUUAAUCAAGUGUAUUUCAGUAGCCCUUGUUGACGCAACCAGGCUUGAGGACCACUUUGUGCUAGGCACUGCGUAAACUGCCACAUGUACCUUGUAGGUGGUUUUGGAAUGCCGAGCGGGGGAAGGGGGAGAAGAGCUGCCAGUAGAGAGAGUGAGCAGAGAAUUGUGAGUGGUGUAUAGGGUAGUAAGUAACAGAGCCUGCCCUUGACUUAGAGUAACUCAAGCUGUGUCUGAUACAUCCCUGCCACGUUUGCUGUCCUGAUGGAGGAUGUUGGAAUUGCAGCCAUAGACAAAGGCAGGGAUCAUCCCUAGCGAGACAGCAAUGGCCACAUUAGCAAUGGGGCAGGAAGGUGAGAGUACAACCUAGUUUACAUUGGCAUUAAGUUUGCCUGCCCAGUAGUUCUAGAGAGAGGCUAGCCAAGGGUGGCAUGUGGCACUUACAACACAUUGGACACACCUGUUGCAAAGGGCAAGUAAAGUUGGUCAUUGCUGCAGUCAUGCAGGCUCCAAAUUCUUCCCACCCUGUGUGGUAAUUGAGCUGCUUGCCUAUAAGAGGUCAUAUUUUACACCUCAUUUGAUUUUUUUUUUUCUGGAAGCAUCACAUGGCUAAAAUGUCACUGCAGUCAGGGUAUCACAGCUUGCAGGGUUGCCUUCCGCCUGCUAGGAAAUCUAGACAUUCAGUCCUGUACUCUGUGUGGUCACAAGUGAAUGGCAUUUUCUAGAAGAAGCAGAUGCCUAGUUCCUGAUUUAGGUUAGCACUACCAGCUCUCUCUACAGCAAUGCUCGACCCUGCAAGUCACCACUGAGUUACCUCCAACCAUGACAUUACUAAAUAAAAUCAUUCCUGUUUUAUGCUGUUA
Molecule: messenger RNA, 2541 nt
Organism: Chelonia mydas (Green sea turtle)
Lineage: Eukaryota; Metazoa; Chordata; Testudines; Cheloniidae
Product: retinol dehydrogenase 12
Exons: 8
Coding region: 83-1123 (346 amino acids)
Source: RefSeq, a predicted model, not a curated record